CACGCGGCUCCGAUUGUGUUCCCGUGGAGCGCUUCUCAGUGUACUAUUCUCAAUUCCUUUUUUCUCUCUCUUUCUCUAUUUAUCUCUCUAUUUGGGUAUUUGUCUUUUUUCUUCUUUCUUAAUUUCAACGUUUGCCGUUGCCUGGCCACCCCCUCGUCAAUCUUCUCGAGGGUUCGCGGCGGGACCCGCCCACCCGCGCGUGAGUGACUUUCCUCUCCCUCUUCCGACGCUGGUUCCCCUUUCUUUAUCGCGCAGGAAAACAGCGUCGCGACACGUGCAGUCGCGUUCGCCGAAGGCUCGAAACUAGGAGCGCCUUUCGGGAUCGGCGAGGUGGCGAGAGAAACGCUUGAUUGUAGGCCGAUCUUUUCUUUUGUCUCGCUCUUUUCACACGUCGCAUCCGACUCGUCGCGCGCCGGAGCACGGCGAAAUCUGUCGUUAUGGGGGAUCUGCUCUCCGGAGACGCCCGGUGCGUGAGCGACCCGUCGCCAAUCACUAGAGUCGGUUGCGCAGCCAAAACAGUGACAACGAAGGGUGACUUGUUUGUUUUCGUACACUCCGCAGUGUCGGGACAGCGGGGGCACCGACCGUGACAGUGGAGGGUGUCUUGCACCCCGGUGUGGUACAGUGUAUGAUAACCGUCCGAUUGUGUGACUGUUUCAGUGACAAUCGCCGUGACGCGCCGAAUUGGAUUUUCCUGCUUCCAUCGAUAGUUUUGGAGUGAUUCGAGGAUUCGGCGGAAAAAGUAGUGUGCAGUGACGGAACGGUGAAACGAAACGAGCCUGAUCGAGAGAAAAGGAUUUUGAAAGUGAUCAGUUAUGGCUGUGACGCGGACGACGUCGGUGUUUCGAUCGGACGGUAGUGGCGACGACGGCAGAGGAUCACGGAAGUGCAACCUUCGAACAGGCGUACGAGUCGUCGGUCGUCGGGGAUUAAAAGGAUCAUCGAAUGUCAAGAGUGGAUCGGUUGCAACGAAACGCGGUGGUUCUGGGAAAUUUUUUCUGCUUGGCGUCGUCCUGGCCAUUCAAUUCGUCGGCGCCGCGGCGAUAUCCAGCAUGAGUGUGACCAAGGAUAUCAAAGUGGAUUUUGAUAUGCCGAAGGAAGCCGAGGUUGGUUCCACGAUCGAGUUGAAGUGCAAAUGGAAAAUAAUGCAUAGAAGCAAGCUUUAUUCAGUUAAAUGGUACAAGGACGAUCAUGAGUUUUUCCAAUAUCUGCCAGACGGUAAACAGAAGAUGCAGACAUUUUCCAGGCCCGGAGUCAACGUCGAGCUAAGACCGCAGCAGAUAAGACUCGCAGAUAACAGCAACAACGAAAAAUCGAUAAGCUUGAAGGACCUUGUUCUAGAAAGCUCGGGCCAAUACAAAUGCGAAGUUUCCACCGAGGCGCCGUCCUUUGCCACCACUUAUCAGAUGGCCAAUCUGACGGUGAUUUCGCCUCCGGAGAGGGGACCGGAAAUCACGGGCCUGUCCUCGCACUAUUCCGUCGGCGAGAACGUGACUGCCAACUGCACCGCUUGGCCGUCCGUGCCUAAGGCCAAUCUACGUUGGACCAUCAACGACGAACCGGUGCCACAUGAGAACACUGUCCAACAUCCACCGUUAGCACCAUUGAGCACUAGAGGCACCCCGAAUAGUCUAGGGCUAAGAUUAGAGACUGAAUCGCGGCACUUUGAAGGAAGCGGCGAAACAGUUAUCAUCAAAUGUGUCGCCCAAGUAGGCUCGAGGGACUACUCGACCGAGCGCAAGGUGCAAAUGGAACAUGUGAACAACCAGAGGCUCAGCGCCGGCAAUCUGAACUCAGCUGUUCGCAGGACCCGCGCCGGCCGCCUCAUCCCGCUGCUGACGAUGAUUCUCGCACUCAUCUCGCUCACGACGUGAUCUGCCGGUCUUCUCGCGUGAGUCGAUCUUUUCGAACGAGAAUUAACGCGCACUUCAGGAAUGCGCGGCAGAUUCAGUGUCAGUUGUCCGAUCCUUACGUAUAAAGUUAGGUUUAGCGAUUAAGCGACGAUACCCGAUUAGCGAUCCAAUCGAUCUGCUCGUUCUCGAUCUAACCACGCUUUCGCAUUCAGCGACGAUACGACAUCGUCAUUGUUCAUCAACAAGUUGGAAAGAUAUAUGGGAAAUAAAAAUCUCGUUGAGAUCAGAAGACGAUCGCGAUAAUGGCGAUGAGAGAAUAACUUUUUAUUGAUAGCAUUCUAUUAAUUAUUUACAGAUAGUUUUCGAAUAUUAGCUUUAUUUUUUUUUUUAUUCGAUUAUUAUAUUUGAUUUAUCAAUAAAAGUUGAGAAAUCAUUUACAGUCGAUGUAUCGCGACGAUAGUUUUAUAAACAAGUAGUAAUUAUAUGAAUACACCUCGUAUAUUUUAAACGACUUUAUAAAUCAGUAUUCUCCGUUAGAUGAAUACUUAAUCGAAAGUUUCCCCGUAAUUUUCGCAGCGACUUUCCUCCCUCUCUUCGGUUUCUUCUUAUCAUAUUUAACUCCCAAUCCUUUUAACGAGUUCCAGAUCUAGGAUACUCUUUAAAGUUCCCUUCGAUUGCGGCUCGCAGCCGUCAUUAACUUUUCAUUCAAGUUUUAAGAUUUUACUGCUAAUAGCAAAUGUCACGAGCCAGAUAGUGCGAGUGCAAAGUUAUCGAAUAAUAAUAACGAUCAGCGAUAUCUUGACAAUUUAAGUUUCCAAAUUUGCGACUUUCGCUAUAACAUAUUCUCUCAAAUGUUUUCGGUAUUUCAAUAAAAUCUAAUAUGAAUUUGAAAAGCCACGCUUAAUCUUUUUGACUGUUAUGACAAUCUUCGCAAGUCCAUUCCGUUUUAUACUCCAACAAUUACUGCUGUGGAUUUUAGACAGAAAUAGCUGCACUUUAUACGGCAUGCACACGUCAUAUCGCGGGGAUAUAAAUUCCGUUGCAGCGCGUGCAAAUUCCGUUUUACGAAACGCGCGAGAUUAACUACUGGAACGCACAUAAGUCGCCGCGACGCUGCAAAACGCGCUUGCAAAUUAUGUAUAAAUCGAUCAAUGAAUUAACUGUACCGGCACCAACAAAACGAGAUUAAUAAUUCGGAUAUCUCACGUUGCAAAAUUGCAAGCGCGCGGUUGCAGUUAUGAGUACGAAUUAUUUUAUUAAAAGAGAGAGAGAUUCUCUUACAGGCUCACGUAAAACUUUAAAAUCGCGAUUAUUUCAACAAAAACAGUUUGUACAACGUUGGUACGACGUGAAUAAUGACUCAAUUGUAUUGAAAAUUUAAUCGAAACUCCGCGAUAGAUUUAGUCUGUUGUAACAAAAACAUAUAUAACGGCGGAUUUGAGAUUAAUAUAGAGAUCAAUAUUUUAUUGCUAGCGCGAAGUUUGUUCGGCGAAUAUUGCUAAUUAAUAAUUCAAUGCAAUUUUUUCAGAGCUUUUUUCCAUAUUUAAUCGACCACCCAGCAUGAUGUAUAUUAUUCUCUCUGCAAAUGAAGAGUUAUUCUUUUAAUUCGCUCAAUUAUUAUUUCGGAGAAUUUUUUAACACGUAAAACUGGAUGAAAUUUUCCAUUAACGUACAAUUCGGCAAAAUAUUUGGCGAUCUCUAAAUGUAUCACGAUUAUCCAACGGAUUUUUACUUCAACGGGUGUAGUCUGACUAUUGCAGUUUCAUGUGUUUCGGCGCUGAUGACAAAAAGUGUUUGGUCGCGAGAAGCGAGCACGCGCGUACGAGUGCGAAGAAAGGAAAAAUCUUGAGAGAGGAUUUUGCAAGAAAUGGUCUAUUCGACCGCACUUUGGAGAAGACGCUAUAAAAGGCAGGAAGGCAAGAGAAUGCGAAUGAGAGAGCAAAUGCGAGAAAGUGAAACAAAGUUCGCGCAGCUGCGGAGAAGCAAAGAAAAAAGAAAGCGAAACGAGCGGGAACAUUGUGUGUGACCGAAGUGGAGAUACGAAGUUUGACUUCAAGAAUGAAAGUAGGUGUGAUAUUAUAGUAUUUAAGAUUGUGACUCGCGCGCGCGGGUCGU
Molecule: messenger RNA, 3968 nt
Organism: Linepithema humile (Argentine ant)
Lineage: Eukaryota; Metazoa; Arthropoda; Insecta; Hymenoptera; Formicidae
Source: RefSeq, a predicted model, not a curated record